AUGGUCAAGAUGAGGGGAAUCCUGACCUUGGGGUUCCUGUUGGCUACCCCCAGCUGCUUUGGCUACUGUGAGGACCCGGGCAAGUUUUUCCAGGGCCCUGAAUAUGAGUCCCUCCUCGUCACAGCCCGGGAGGGCCUCCAUCCCUCUCUGCUGGCCAAACUCGUGGUGGUAGCAGGGGCUGGCAUGUCAGGCUUGGUGGCAGCCAAGGCCCUGCAGGACAUUGGUCACCAGGAGCACUGCAGGCAGCCGGGGAACGUGGCCUUCCGCCUCCCACCCUCGCCCGCUCUCCUCUCUUCACCGCUGCAGCUUUACCGAGAUCACGGUGGCUUCAACCAGCUCCCCAAAGCCCUCAGCGCCAGCUUGAAGCCUGGUACCAUCCAUCUGGGCUCCAGGGUGGAGAUGGUAGUGAGGGAUGGGCCUGAGGUCCAGAUUUCCUACCCGGUGGGCGAGUCCAACUCAGCACUGCACAACCUCACCGCGGAUUUUGUCGUCAUCUCUGCUUCAGCCAAGGCCACGCGCCUCGUCACCUUCUCGCCACCGCUCUCCCUAGACAGGGUGGACGCGCUCCACUCGGCACGUUACACCAGCGCUACCGAGGUGGUUCUGGCUUGCAACGAGCCCUUCUGGGAGCAGGAUGGCAUUCGGGGCAGGGUCUCCAUCACCUACCAGCCUCGGCGGGAGAAGUACAUCCACUACCCCAGCCACAGCCUUCCCCGCGGCAAGGGCUCCGUCCUGCUGGCCUCCUACGCUGGGGACCAGGAUCCCCUCUUCUUCAUAGUGAAGCACGACCAGGUGGCGGAUAUCGCCCUGGAGGACCUGGCUGCUGUGCACCAGACACCCAAGGAGGGGCUGCGGCGCAUGUGCCGCUCCUCUGCGCUCAGGCAGUGCUCUCUGGAUCCCCUCGUCGCGGAAGCCUUCGUUGAGUUCACCCCGUACCAAUUCGAGGACUAUCCGCAGCGGCUCUUCCAGCCAGAGGGCCGCAUCCACCUUGCUGGCGAGUGCGCCUGCCUGCCCCACGCUUCAUAGACAAGCCUAUCCAUCACGACCGGCCUCCACGCAGCGAGGAACAUCCAGGCUGCUGUGGACGAGGAAGCCAGAGGAGGGAGAAGACCUUCGCCAACCCAACGCGGCCUCAACUGGACUGUGCGGGAGGUGGACCGAGCCACCGUGCCCAUCGUCAACUUCAGAGCCUUGCUCUCAGGCUCCCCGGGCCAGCGAGUGCGGGCUGACCGCGAGCUACCGGGAAACGUGGCGGACUAA
Messenger RNA from Artibeus jamaicensis (Jamaican fruit-eating bat), 1260 nucleotides. Its product is annotated as L-amino-acid oxidase-like. Gene Ontology annotation, molecular function: polyamine oxidase activity; L-amino-acid oxidase activity. Gene Ontology annotation, biological process: amino acid catabolic process. Lineage: Eukaryota; Metazoa; Chordata; Mammalia; Chiroptera; Phyllostomidae. The record is from RefSeq and is a predicted model, not a curated record.